Molecule: messenger RNA, 4430 nt
Organism: Penaeus indicus
Lineage: Eukaryota; Metazoa; Arthropoda; Malacostraca; Decapoda; Penaeidae
Exons: 4
Coding region: 363-1256 (297 amino acids)
Source: RefSeq, a predicted model, not a curated record
CGCCCAGCAAUGGUCGUGUGGGACCUAUUGGUGCUCGUGUUCCGUAUUCUGUGCUUCAAGCCGGCCGUCAUCGUGAUCUGAGCAACCAUGGAGCUGAAGGGCCUCGACCCCACUGACGUUUACUGAGCGGCUCCACCUUAGCCCCCCAAUCACUAGUCUUCUCGCCAGUCCUCACUCAUUUCUUGCUUGCUUGCUUGCUUGCCGGUGGUUCCUGCAGCAUAGUCUGCCGUGAUCACCGACACAUUACUCCUUGGAUACCGCACACGCGGCUACACGCUCCAUUUACCAUGAGUUUCGCUCUGGAUCCCCUGGAUCCCACGGGUAUAUACUGAUGGCUCCCGGCCGUCAGUCCCUCCACAGCCAUGGCGCCACGCUGGUCCACGUCGCUCCUACAGUUCCGUCUUGGACUGUCCUUGCUGUCCUUGUUGGCCGCCCCCUCCCUGGGGCGCCUCCCACACUUCCCGGAUGGCGAGGUAGUGGAUGAGAACAACCUGGUGGAGGGGGCGCCGCAGCCACUUAGCCUUUCCGACGCCGUCCGCCUGUUCGUCCGCCUGAAUCAGGAAGAGGAACUGGGCGCUCGAUCCGAGGGUCAAGAGGAACGAGAGGACCCGAGAUUGAUCGGCAUCACCGACGGAGGGCUCUACAGGGGAGAUCUUGUGGUCUAUCUCCCGGUGACUCUCCUUCUCCCUACGUUCGCCUUCCGUUCGCGUUACUCCUUGGCCGGAAGUGAGGAUUCCAGCUGGUCGAGUUACCUCUUCGGAAGGAGUUACGUGGGAGGUCGUCGAGAUAAGGAUGCUGAGGAUGCUUGGCAAGACAUCAGGGGGCCUGUGGAUCGCGUUCUCUCGGGCGACGUCAGAUACGACCCCCAGCAUCCGGAAUACGAGAACGGAGUUUACGGCCCCUUGCUCUCCCGCCUCGACGCCUACUUCCACUAUCUCCGAGUGCAUGACGAUUCCUGCAGGAUGAAGGCUAUAUGUCACUUGGCGAAGGACCCUGCCAAGUACAGCCCCCUUUCGCACCUCAUUCUCUCAGCCCUGAAGAAGAGCGAGUCCUUCUCCAGGCCUUCUUCAUACAGCCAAGAAGUGUUUCGUUUCUUCCGCUACUACUGGGCGGCUGAAAGGGGCGUGGCCGGCGAGGACUGUAGCCACGCCUACUACCAGUGUCCAGCUGACCUUGAGGACAUUGUCAACAUGAGUGUCCUCAGCUUCUGGCAGAAACUUGCAUCUCGUGUGUCUAUUAAGCUGAGCGACGAAUGAUGCCUCCCUCAUUUUUAUUUUCUUUUUUUUUUAUUAUUGUUCUGAUGGAGUAUUUUAUAUAUUUUGGUGCUUUAAAUGCCUACUUGGUGCCACGUGGUUCCAAAAUUUUCCGUACUCUGGUGCCCGGAUCGUGCUGUACAACAUAACCGUAUGUUACCAGCCUGUUACUAGUGCCUCGAGAGGGCGGGUUGUGGGCCGCCCUCCCCGCCCAACAUGUUACCACCCACUCACCAAUGCCUCGGGGGGACGGGCGAUCUUGCUUACCCCGCCCCCUCCCCCCCACCUUCUGUGACGCUCAUGGAACUCCUAUUUUCCAAAGUCUCGACUGGAUAACUUGUCCCAUCUGCGUUAUAAUGGGCCCAGACGCCUCCAGACAAUACCCGAGUCAUAUGUAAUGUUUUACAAGGUCUGCGCCCCUUUUCCCCGCCCUGGAAGCCUGGGAUUCAGCGUAGGCCCUCUUGCUCUACUCGCUAAGGAUCUCCCCGUCAAUAAGAGGUGUUGUAAGUGACGAGUUAAACCUGUGAUAUUGUAGUUUAUUUUGAUGUGUCUGACUUCCGCCCCACAGCGGUUCGGGCACUUUGCCCACCGACCUGCACUGUGCUGUUGACAACCGUAGUCACUCUGCUGACCUAUCUCUGACCUUCUGCCUGCUGCCUGCUGCUAUAGCGUGGGCAGGUUAAUAUCAUUUAGCUCACAGUCAUUACAAUCUUUACCGAAACCAGACAGUAGACAGUUUCUUGUAAAAAAGUAGUGAACUUGGACGACUGCGUCAAAUCAAUGACAAUCGUUACCAUCUUGCUGACAGUUUUAUGGACUCACAGCUCGGACAAUCUCCAUAAAUGCCUGCACCGUCCUUCGACAACUUGUCCUGUGUUAGAUCAGUGCUAAAAGUUACCCCGGGACCAAAAAUAAGGCUACAGUUACGAAACAUUCGUAACCAACAAAGUCAAGCGAAUUUUUGUAAAAAGUCUAAUCCUAUUUCUCAGGCUUUGUAGCAUCCUAUGCAUCACCUUUGCACAGGAAUAAAAACGCAAAAUGAACAUGGAUUUGUUCUGACUGUAGACUGGGGGAAAGUAUUGACUUAGUGACGCACGGAGAAAGCGUUGACUCAAGACACUGGGAGAAAGCGUGGACUCAGACAAGGAAAAUAGCUGUUAGUCGGAGAGAAAGUCGUGUGUUGGCGAUAUUCGUAGAAGCGAGUCGUGAAGCCGCACCACGACACUAAUUCCACGACCGGUCUCAUUUGCAUUGUGAGUUUACCUGCUGUCAAAAUAAGAUUAAUGAUCAUGAUUAGUAAUAAGCACAUCUUUGUAAAAGAUUCAUUUAGGUAAUACUAGAAACAUUUGAAAUUGAACAUAUGAUAAAAGAAUUUUUUUUACUAGAUUAAUUCGAUCAAUACUACAAGUAUUUGAAGUUGAACAUAAUGGAACUCUGAACACUGUCUCUCGAAACCUGACCUGGAUCAUGAAUGGCUUGACCUUUUGAAGUGAAUGUUGCAGGGUCUCUCGGGAAGACGCAGCUUUUCAAACCGACCGGCGGACUUUUAAAUCAAGUACAAAGAGGAGACUAAACAGCAAAUUGUAUUUUUAGAGCUUCUCUAUAUUUGCAAAGAUUGAUACAAUAUUUAAGUGUUUGGUUGUGAUUGAAGCCUCAAAGGACGGCAAUACACGCGGAAAUUGAAAAAAAGGGCGAGAGAGAGAGAAAAAAGUCAUCCACAGAAGAAAGGGUCUUUUCAAGAACCCUGACAUUUGCUUCAGUGGGUUAUUAGACUGACAGAAGCGCCUCCAAGCACUGAAAGAGACGCCAGAGAGCCAGGCUGACAGAGAUACUGACGGACUGUUGACAUUAGCUUGUGACAUUCGACCAAUGACUGCACGACAAAACUGUCACGUCAACAUUACUUUGACUUAUGACGAUACCAACGUGUAAAUUAUCAAAUAGUUAUAUCAGACUCCACUUGACCAUAGACAGACAGACAGACAGACAUACAGCCAGACAUACAUACAGACAGACAUCCUCGAGCUAGGCAGGUAGGAUGGACUGCAAUGCUGAAAGCGAUAGGUCACGCAAACAAAACAAAACAAAAAGAAACUUUCGACGAAUGGCAAUACACUUUACUGUGUUGAUAAAACGGCAGAAGAAAAACCCACAAUACUUUUUUCCCCAUAAACUUUCAUUAUUUUUUAAAUGUGGUGUUUUUUUUCUGACAAAACUUUCGACGUGACUGACUGUUGGCAGAGAUGAAAAUUGUCAUUACUGUUGCAGUUUGUGCUCCAUAGUUACAGGUCGUUUGGUCCAGUACAAGUGAUGCAUAUCCUUAAGACCAGGCCGAUGACACUUGGUACAAUACUAAAAUAUACGUCUACAAGGCUCAGUAUUUUCCUGUACACUUGGCUGUUACACGGAGUUAAAGUAUACGGUACUUGUUCACGGUACAGUGAAUAAGACACUUAAUGUAUUCAGCUGACCGUUGAUAAUCCAAGUACACCUAUCUGAUUACUUACAGUCUGUGAUCAACCACAUAUAUCUUUCAUAUGGUUGUAAAUGGUCAUUAUCUUGUUGAAUCGUCUGGAAAUAGUCUGUUCUGAUUAGUCCCGCAUGUUAAUCAGCGCAUUUGUAAACCAGUUCCAUUUUUUUAUUGUUGUACUUCGUUUUUUUUUAUCUUUAUCAUUCUAAAACCCAAAUGAAUGUGUAUCUGGUGUUUCCAAGUAGUGACAGAAAAGUGUAUCUAGUGAUAUUUAAAUGCAAAAUCUACCUAUCCUCAUUUCGAAAUACUGUGUAUUGCUUAUUAUAUGUACAAUGUGUUUAUUAUCACUCCUAUUGCUGAUUCACUAAUAAAUACAAAACUACCUAACAACGAGAACUACUCGGGGUGUAAUGAAUCCCGAGUGGUCUCAUAUAUAUAUAUAUACACACACACAUAUAUAUUUGCACGUAUGUAUAUUAUAAAAGAGAUUAUACGUUUAUAGUUAAUCUUGCUCUUACAGUAGACGUUCUUGUGCUAAGUCUCGGCCUGGUCUCCCUUCAUGACUACGCGUGUGUCAAGUCCCCGUGUUUGUGUGUAAAUCAAAUAUAAUUGUUAUUUUGAACAAGAGAAGAUGCAUGAUAUUUUUGUAGCAGAUGAAGAUCAUGUAAUAAGUUUAUUAUAUGAAUAAAGAAAAAAUGAGAAAUAUA